Messenger RNA from Hippocampus comes (tiger tail seahorse), 4889 nucleotides. RefSeq names its product potassium voltage-gated channel, subfamily H (eag-related), member 3 (gene kcnh3). The transcript has 15 exons. The record is from RefSeq and is a predicted model, not a curated record. Gene Ontology annotation, cellular component: plasma membrane. Gene Ontology annotation, molecular function: voltage-gated potassium channel activity. The coding region runs from base 436 to 3996 and encodes 1186 amino acids. NCBI's taxonomy places the organism in Eukaryota, Metazoa, Chordata, Actinopteri, Syngnathiformes, Syngnathidae. Gene Ontology annotation, biological process: potassium ion transmembrane transport; regulation of membrane potential.
AGAGAGAGAGAGAGACCGAGGGGGAAGGGGGACGAGGAGGAGCUUGUCGCUAUAAGAUUCACUCACACAUCAUCAGCACCACAAAGUCACAUGGAGUCCAACCAUCUAUUGUUUGUUGCGUCUCUUCUGCUUUGUUUUUGCAUGUAAAAACACGCUCACCUUUGCGCCCCGCUCAAGUGGAAGGUGCGCAUUCACGAACCCGUCACGCUUACCCUCCAGCUCGCUCUCUGUCUUGGGCUCGAUUAUGGUCACAGCCCCUGCGGUGUCAAGGUGGAGCCGCCACGCGUUUCUCGGAUCGGUGCGCUCCUGCAGGGGCUGGGAUGCGCACCGGGCACCUCCCGCUUCCUGCCGAACUUCGGGUCUGAGCAGCGGGAGGAGGAGUGCAGCGGCGCCCCGGGGCGCCGAGUUAGAAGGACCCAGUCGACCCGGAGCAGGAUGCCGGUGAUGAGAGGGCUACUGGCCCCGCAGAACACCUUCCUGGACACGAUCGCAACACGAUUCGAUGGCACCCACAGCAACUUUGUGCUGGGCAACGCACAGGUUCAAUCGCUCUACCCCAUCGUGUACUGCUCAGAUGGCUUCUGCGAGCUCACGGGUUAUGCUCGCGCCGAGCUCAUGCAGAAAAGUUGCGCCUGCCAGUUCCUGUACGGCCCUGAGACCAGCGACCGCUUCACGACACAAAUCCAAGGAGCCCUUGACGACCGGCGUGAGUUCAAGACCGAACUGGUCUUCUACAAGAAAGAAGGCACACACUUCUGGUGUCUUCUGGACAUUGUGCCCAUCAAGAAUGAGAAGGGUGAGGUGGUCCUCUUCCUGGUGUCUCAUAAAGACAUCACUGACAAGAAGAAGGACCAGGAUUCGGAACAAGGGCCUGACACAGAUGAGGAGACGGGUCUGGAGGUGCAUCAGGUGACUCGGCCCCCUGGCUUUAACGCCAACCGCCGUCGCAGCCGAGCCGUCCUUUACCACCUUUCGGGGCACCUGCAGAAGCAAGACAAGAACAAACUCAAGCUCAACAAUAAUAUGUUUGGGGAGAAACCACCGAUCCCAGAAUACAAGGUAGCGGCCAUCCAGAAGUCGCGCUUCAUCCUGCUCCACUAUGGCACCUUCAAGGCCGGGUGGGACUGGCUGAUCCUACUGGCUACCUUCUAUGUGGCCGUCACCGUGCCCUAUAAUGUUUGUUUCACUGUGGUGGGUGGACGAGAUGAAGGCAACGCCCCCAGAAGCCCCCCCAGCGUCAGUGACAUCCUGGUGGAAAUCUUAUUCAUGCUAGACAUUGUGCUGAACUUUCGAACCACCUUCGUGAGCACAUCAGGUCAGGUGGUAUACGACGCCCGCUCCAUCUGCGUUCACUACGUCACCACCUGGCUCUUUGUGGACCUCAUCGCUGCCCUCCCCUUUGACCUACUCUAUGCCUUCAACGUCAGUGUGUACUUUGGAGUGCACCUGUUGAAGACUGUGCGUCUGCUUCGCCUGCUGCGGCUGCUGCAGAAGUUGGAACGUUACUCCCAGUACAGCGCCGUAGUCCUCACUCUGCUUAUGUCCAUGUUCGCCUUGCUGGCCCACUGGAUGGCUUGCGUCUGGUACUUCAUCGGACGCAGGGAGAUCGAGAGUCCGGGAUCCUGGGACAUUGGUUGGCUGCAUGAGUUGGCCAAGCGUUUAGGGACACCUUACUUCCUGUCGCCUCUGGCCGCACUCUUCCCGACUUCCUCUGGCGUAGUCUCGGCCAACAGCAGCCAGUGGAACGAAUCCGGCUCUGAGUCGGCGGGUCAAGGUCCCUGGAACUCCAGCCAAUACGGAGGGAACACAUCGGUUGGCGAGAGCGCGUCGGCGGGAGGUUUUGGAGUUCUGGGCGGAGGCCCGUCCAUGCGUAGCAGCUACGUGACAUCGCUCUACUUCGCCCUGAGCAGCCUAACAAGCGUGGGCUUCGGGAACGUGUCGGCCAACACGGACUCGGAGAAGAUCUUCUCGAUCUGCACCAUGCUCAUUGGCGCGCUGAUGCACGCUGUGGUGUUUGGCAACGUGACCGCCAUCAUCCAGAGGAUGUACUCACGCCGCUCGCUCUACCACACGCGCACUAAAGACCUGAAGGAUUUCAUCAGGGUGCACCGGUUGCCCAAAGCUCUUGAGCAACGCAUGCUGGAGUGUUUCCAGACAACCUGGUCGGUCAACAAUGGCAUCGACGUCAGUGAGCUCCUGAAGGAUUUCCCAGAUGAACUGCGGGCUGACAUCGCCAUGCACCUAAACAAGGAGCUGCUUCAGCUCCCGCUGUUUGAAUCAGCCAGCAGGGGGUGCCUGCGCUCGCUGUCGCUCAUCAUCAAGACGUCGUUCUGUGCGCCCGGGGAGUUCCUCAUCCGGCAAGGCGAUGCCUUGCAGGCCAUCUACUUUGUGUGUUCAGGUUCCAUGGAAGUCCUGAAAGACAACACUGUGCUCGCCAUACUGGGUAAGGGAGAUCUGAUUGGCUCCGACUCUCUGACGAAAGAGCAAGUGAUCAAGACCAACGCCAACGUCAAGGCGCUGACCUACUGCGACCUUCAAUACAUCAGCCUGAAGGGCCUCCGAGAGGUGUUGCGACUGUACCCGGAGUACGCCCAGAAGUUCAUCAGCGAAAUCCAACAUGACCUCACCUACAACCUGCGUGAGGGCCAUGCCUCAGAUGCCGACUGGGAGAGUAACGGCGGCCUGGUGAAGAAGCUGCCCUCCAUCCGAGAGGACGAGGAAGGCGGUGACGAGGAGCAGAACUUGGUGUCCCGCGCGCCCCGCUCGCCUCUGCGCCUCAGCCGGGGCAUCAACUCACCACUACGUUCCCCUUUGCUGCCCCCGAGACCGUUCCGCGCCCCCGCCGAGCAGACCCGCCCCGUCACCCUGCAGAUACCAAUGGUCAGCUUUGCAAGUGCGCCUGGAGAGCUCAGCCCCAGGUUUGUGGACGGUAUCGAGACAGAAAACAGUUCCAUAUCAUCCCAGAAGUUUGAGUUCAGUCCUAGCAUGUCGCCUGCAGCGCCACCCUCGCCUUUUUCAGGCAGUCGAGAGUCAUCCGAGAUCAAGCAGUGUGUGCACAAGUUGACAGAGGAGAUGAACAGCCUCUCCAGACAAGUGUCCAAGCUCAGCCAGGAGCUCCAGGAAGUCACACGUCUGCUCAAGCCCCUGCUCCAGAGAGCGCCGCAGCCCCUUUUGGUGGCCACCGAGCCAAAUUUGACCCCGCCUCCCAGCAGCAGCACCAGCCGUCUGUCGGCGAGCGCCAGCUUGAUGGCGCCCGCUCCCAUCACGCCGUGCUCCCUCCUGAGACCGGACACUCAUUCCCUGUUGGACAGCGGGGACGUGGAGGGCGUGGACUUGCCACAAUGCCUUCUCCCCACUCCUCAUUCACCACAAAGGCCUAAUUCCUCGCCUCCCCCGUGCAACAAUCUCCCCUCACCAAAGGAAGGACUUUUUGAGGGGUCCCCAAUCUUGGCCUCCUCCAGUAUGUUUCUGUGCUCGUCACAGGAUCGCCCCCCACUGGCAUCCGGCACUCCGUCACCGUCGCUGUCUUUCUCCAUGUCCCUCUCCUCCACUUCUUCCCUCUCCUCCUGCCACGCGUCCCAACAGGCCAGCUGCGUUGGUCACCGAAGCCUGCUUCCCCCACCUCCUUCCCAGGACACGCCUCCUCCGCCAUGGCCCCCACACUUCUCCGCACCGCCGUCUCUCGCAUCCUCACCCGGAGACCGUUGUUUGAGACCGUCCCCGUCCGUCCCGCCGGGGUCCCCUGUUGUCGCCGCUCUCCCUUCCCUCCUCUCCCUGCCUUUGUCUCUGGACUCACCGAGUAGAAAAUACGGAGAACUCCAGCUCGCUCGGGCUUCUAACUCGCACCUUCGCCGAGAGACCGGGCCGGGGGACGGUGCCCCGCAGGAGAUGGAGAUGCAGGAAUGGCGGGCCGAGGCAAGAGAAGGGAGGAUUUCCUCGGAGCACAUCAGCUUCAUCGAUGAAGAUGAGCCAGCAGUUUAUGAGCCAGGAGUGUGAGGGGCAAAGCGACACAAGGAAAUGGGAGCAAAGGAGACAAGAUCAGGGAAAUGCGGCAUCAGCGUUCAAGUGAAGGAGCUACAACAGCACACAUUGUCUUAAGGGGUGUCCAAACUAAGGUCCGAGGGCUCCUUGUGGCCUGCAAAUACUAAAAUACAAGGUCAAGGUCAUCGUAGUUUCGAUUGCUCUUGCCUUGACUCUGAAUAUGGAGAUGGGAUUCUGCUGCUGCUCAAUGCCAGGGCCGAUCUGGUCUCAUGGGAUACAAGGCAGCGAGCCACCCAAAAAUCCAAUUAACUUUUUGCUCUAUCACCAGGCUGUUUAAAAAAACAAAAUGUAAAUAUCUAAAAUAAGCUAUUUAUAAAACAAUACUUAAACACAUAUUCUUGUACACUGAUGGAUUGGUUUUAGCAUGUCCAAUAAAUUCUGGGUGAAGAAUGUCAAAGUGGCCCUUGCAUCCUUGGAUUUUUCUCUGUGUGGCCCUUGGCAGAAAAAGUUUGGACACCCCUGUCUUACAGUAUCUCAGCGGUUGGCCGUCAAUCCCUGCAGCUACUGUAGCAGAACCUUCUUGUGGAGGUUCACACGACUUUGAAUUCUCAUUUUGCUGAGCUCCGAAUGAAACCGGUCAAUUAUUUGAGACUUUUGUUUCAUUUUAGACUCAGCAUGGACGUUUCCAAAACCGCUACGUUUGGUUUCUUCGGGCCACCUUCAUCAGUGGGAUGGUCAUUGCUCUUUCCCUGCCCCCGAAACUUAAAAAGCAAGUCGUGGGCCCCUCCGUGUCAACAGCGCUUUCCCAGUUAGUACCACCGCCCAAGAUGAAAGUAUUCUUCAAAUUUCAUGAGUUUUUGUUUUAUGUUUUUGAUUUUGAAUGUGAGCCAGCACAAAAAGGCUCAACC